AUGCGGGUGAUUCCUAUAUUAUUACUCUCCUUUAUUCUCCUUGUCGUUGCUAACGCCGAAGUUAAAAGUCCAAUUGACUUGACGGCCAAUGUAAAUUAUGAGAAAAGUAAGUUCCCAGAAAUAAAAUUUUUUAUGAAGCGUUAGAACCAACUCCUGUACACGGAAACGAUGACGAUUACGAUGACGAUGAUGACGAGGGAGAUCCGAGCUUCAUUCAAUGUGUGAAAUGCAAAGCAAUUGUUCAGUUCCUCAAAAUGAUCAAUUAUGAGGCGCUAAGCAAGAAGAACAAGGAGGAAUUGAAGGAGUAUCUCGUGAAGCAGUGUGAAAACCCACUUGCUAAAAUCUUCUUGAAGAAAGCUGUAGGUUUCUGACGUCAUUAAUUCUGUGCCAUUAAUUGUAAGGGGCCACGAAAAUGGGCAUAAAAGAAAGGUAGUUGUGUAGGGGUUUUCCAGCAAUAGGGAUCCUUGACAUAGAACAAACAAAAUGGGAUAAAUAUCGGCACAAACUAAGCAUUACUUCAAUUGACACGCUUAGAGUUUUUUGAAUUUUUCACUCUGGAAAGCUUUGCUCGCGCUUUGCAUGCCGUGCUGGAAAUCGUGUGUUCUAGGCUGCUUUUGGCGGAGAAACGACCCUCAAAGACCGCACCAAAGAUGUAAUACUGAAAAAAUGUAAUAUUUUUCAGUGUAAUGAGAUCAAGAACGACGGCCCUCUGCUUGAUGUGAUUUUCCGUUCUCUGCGAAGGUCGCUAACUCAAGUUUAUCGAGCUCUUCGUCCCAGUACUGGUUGCCCAAGAUUUGAGAAGCUGAAGACUUGUGACGAUCCACCGCCAACAGAAGAGCCGGAGUUGCGGCUUCAUUAA
Messenger RNA from Bursaphelenchus xylophilus (pine wood nematode), 859 nucleotides. Lineage: Eukaryota; Metazoa; Nematoda; Chromadorea; Rhabditida; Aphelenchoididae. The record is from the annotation of a GenBank genome assembly.